Poecile atricapillus (Black-capped chickadee) is the source of this 990-nucleotide messenger RNA. Its product is annotated as serine/threonine-protein kinase pim-1-like. Gene Ontology annotation, molecular function: protein serine/threonine kinase activity; ATP binding. The coding region runs from base 1 to 990 and encodes 329 amino acids. Gene Ontology annotation, cellular component: cytoplasm. Gene Ontology annotation, biological process: protein autophosphorylation. NCBI's taxonomy places the organism in Eukaryota, Metazoa, Chordata, Aves, Passeriformes, Paridae. The record is from RefSeq and is a predicted model, not a curated record. The transcript is spliced from 4 exons.
AUGGGCCCAGGCUCCGUCGUUGUUCGGGGAUGCCCCGAGUGCAGCAAACGGGAGAGUUCCCGGCUCGCAGAGGCCCCACUCCGAGGGAGGUGGCUGGCCCAGGAGAGCUGCAAGGGGCUCCUUUUGGAGCGCUGGAAUGCGCACAAGGGCCCGAAGGAGCGGUACCGAGUGGGUUCGUUGCUGGGGCGUGGCGGAUUCGGCAGCGUCUUCGCAGCCACGAAGCUCUCGGACGGUGCCCCGCCUGACGGUACACGUGCGCCCCUGGAGAUUGUGCUGAUGGACAGGGUGUCCUCUGGGUGUGCUGCAGUGAUUCAGCUCCUCGAGUGGCUUGAGCUGCCCGACAGCUUCUUGUUGGUGCUGGAGCGUCCGCAGCGGUGCCAGGACCUCUCGCAUUUGCUGGCAGAGCGGAGGUUCCUGCCGGAGGAGGAGGCGCGGGGGCUGUUUUGCCAGGUGCUGGAGGCCGUGCAGCAUUGCACCAGCUGCAGGGUCCUGCACAGGGACAUCAAGCCCGAAAACAUCCUGCUGGACCUGGCCACAGGGCAGCUGAAACUGAUUGACUUUGGCUGUGGCACCUUCCUCCAAGACACAGCCUACACCCGAUUUGCAGGAACCCUGUCCUACAGCCCACCAGAGUGGUUCUACCAGCGGUGCUACCACGGCCAGGCAGCAACCAUCUGGUCCCUGGGGCUCCUGCUGUACCAGCUGGUGACAGGGAAGCACCCAUUCAGGAAGGGCCAGCAGAUCGUCUGGGGGCAGAUCAUCUUCCCACGACGGCUCUCCCAAGGUGGAUCCUCAUCUCUGCGCACGGGGGGAACACCAGUGUUGGGAGACAGCAGUGGGCUCAUGAGCAUCCCCCUCUGGCAACUGCUGAGGAGGUGGCACAUGUCCUGCUCUCCUGCAAACAGGGAAUCCAUGGGGAAGUUUAGGCCCAGCUCUGGGCACACCCAGGAUGGCCUGGGCACAGGAACGGGGGUCAACUUCUCCAAGUGA